Messenger RNA from Synchiropus splendidus (mandarinfish), 2262 nucleotides. RefSeq names its product methionine sulfoxide reductase Ab (gene msrab). Gene Ontology annotation, molecular function: peptide-methionine (S)-S-oxide reductase activity. Gene Ontology annotation, biological process: cellular response to oxidative stress. The record is from RefSeq and is a predicted model, not a curated record. Lineage: Eukaryota; Metazoa; Chordata; Actinopteri; Syngnathiformes; Callionymidae. The transcript has 8 exons. The coding region runs from base 483 to 1094 and encodes 203 amino acids. Gene Ontology annotation, cellular component: cytoplasm.
AAAUUGAAAAAAUAUGUUUUUAACUCUAUACUUACAUGAGAAUAGCUGCUUAAUACAUGCUAAAAAUCGUGAUGUUUAUUUUGGUGUGCACAAUGAGACGGUUAUCAAAUGUGGUUCUGUUAUGUCUCGUAUUCUGCGUGUGUGUGUGUGUGUGUUUAGGGGGCAGGGGACGGCACGUGUCGUGUCUGUGCCGUGGGUGCCUUGUGGGGAUGUCCCGUGACCCUCAUCUGCAGCUCCCCCGGGACUCCUCUUAGCUCCUCCUGGGAUGCAAAUGAAGCUCCAUGAAAGAGUGUGACACACAGCCACCGAGACGAUGGAGGAGCCGAAAGAAGAAUGAGACCGUGGGGAGAAAGUGCAGGAGAAGGAGCUAAAAAAAAACCAUCAUGCGUAAACACACAGAGCUUUGAAGUCACCACAUGGCAAGUCCCCUGGUGUGAUCCCUCUGUCCAUUUGGCUACAGGACUCAUGAUGACGGAACACACAUGUCCAGCUACAGUGUCCUUUGCAGCGACAGAGUCUCAGAUAAACAUGCUGUCUCUGGGAAUACCACCGUGGAGCCUUUUCCAGAUGGCAUGGAGACCAUCAUGUUUGGUAUGGGCUGUUUUUGGGGCCCCGAAAAACUGUUCUGGCAGCUUCCUGGAGUCUUUUCCACACAAGUGGGCUAUGCUGGAGGCUUUACACCCAACCCCAACUACGAAGAGGUCUGCUCAGGUCUAACCGGACACACUGAGGUGGUGAGGGUGGUCUUCCCUCUGAAAGACAUCAGCCUUGAGGAGCUGCUGAAAUGGUUUUGGGAGAACCAUGACCCAACACAAGGAAUGAGGCAGCAAAUGGAUACUGGCACGCAGUAUCGCUCCGCCAUUUACACAUCCUGCCCAAAUCAACAGAAGCUGGCGUUGAAGAGCAAGCUGGCUUUCCAGCAGCAGUUGGAUAAAAAAGGAUACGGACCCAUCACUACAGAAAUUCGAGAAGGGCAGCAGUUUUAUUACGCGGAAGACCGUCACCAGCAGUACCUGAAGAAGGUCCCGAAAGGUUCCUGCAAACCUAAACGGACGGGAGCUUAUCUCGGUGACUCCUGGAAGGAUGGAGUGUAAUGGGUUUGUUGGGAAAACAAAGUCGUGGCGCGAAUAAAAAGCAACACUAAGGAUUUAGUUGAACCUCCUGUUUGAGCUUCCCCCUGAUUGCUCUGAUUUCCUCCCGCCGCUACAGAUUUAAAAUCGUGCAUGGAAAUAAAUAGGAAUGUUUUUGUCGUGUUCUGAUCAGCAAUACAACGCGUACAGUACGAGGGAACUUGAUCAUAAUAUCAGCAUUGUUCUGUGCCACUAAAUCUGGUCCAAUAAAGCAGAAGCGGUGAUACAUUUGGGAAAUGAAGUGUAUCUUACAUCACCUGUUAAUCCUCUUAAUCCUCGCAUGUUAAUCAUUUCAAGUUUUUCUGAUUCUGAUUCUCUGAGUCCAUUAAUGUUCUUAAUUUGAUUUUUCAUGUACAUUUUAAUUUAAAAUAAAAUGUUUCUAUUGUUCCCUCAUAAAAUGUAAUUAUUGUUUUUAUUAUUAGUAGUAGUAGUAUUCUCUUUUUUUUUCUUCUGAAAAUUUCAGUUUAGACUCCAUAAUUUUCCCAAAUUUCACAUCCCCAUUAAUAAAUAAAAGUUUUUUGUUUUUUUUGUUUUUUUUUUUACAUAAGAGAAUGUUGGAGCCUAAAUGCAGUUCUUUGAUUUUAGUUUAAAAAGAUUAAUACAUAAUUUAAGUUCAUUUAAAAACAGAUAAAAAUGUCUAGCGAUAAUUGAAGGGCCUGUUUGCGGGUAUUUUCCAUUCAUUUGUGUGAUUAGUUUGUCAUUUGUCAGUUGAAGGGUUUGAGGUGGAUGGCAGCGUGUGGAAGUUUUGAAUUGCUGCACACCUAAAGUCACCUUGGGGCUUGCAUAAGGGCAGUGACGCGGGCAGUCGGGAAAAAGUAAGAGUGGAGCCCCACGUUUUCUUGACCUCUCUUGUUACCUCUCUCUGGAUAACUUUUGAUACGUUGUUGUUUGGAUGCUACGGAUGCUUCGAUGCCCUUUUUUUGUAUUGGUUUUUUUUUACUGUUUGGCACCAGUAAACUGUUGAAACCUUAACAAACGUUUCUAUGUGAAUUUAUUCAACAACACAACAGGAAUAUUGAGAGCGUCAAGCCGAGCUCCAUUGUGUGGAUAACUGCAAGAACGAUCUUUGUCUUGUGUAUUUUUUAUUUCCAUGAUUACAAAUAUCAUUGGCUGCAUUGUAAUAUUGUGGUCA